Molecule: messenger RNA, 2589 nt
Organism: Odobenus rosmarus divergens (Pacific walrus)
Lineage: Eukaryota; Metazoa; Chordata; Mammalia; Carnivora; Odobenidae
Gene: ARMC3
Product: armadillo repeat containing 3
Exons: 16
Coding region: 2-2488 (828 amino acids)
Molecular function (GO): protein binding
Source: RefSeq, a predicted model, not a curated record
CAUGCAUGAUUUUAUUUUACCUGUGACAUCAGGUGAAGAAAAUAAAGCUACCCUCCUUGAACUUGGAGCUGUGGAACCCUUAACUAAACUGCUCACCCAUGAAGACAAAAUUGUAAGAAGAAAUGCCACUAUGAUAUUUGGAAUCCUGGCUUCUAACAAUGAUGUUAAAAAAUUGUUAAGGGAGUUAGAUGUCAUGAAUUCCAUCAUUGCUCAGCUUGCUCCAGAAGAGGAAGUGGUUAUCCAUGAGUUUGCCAGUCUUUGCCUGGCGAACAUGUCUGCAGAGUAUACCGGCAAAGUGCAAAUAUUUGAGCAUGGUGGGUUAGAGCCACUCAUCAGACUGCUGGCCAGCCCAGACCCUGACGUGAAGAAGAACUCUAUUGAGUGCAUUUACAACUUGGUCCAGGAUUUUCAGUGUCGAGCUACACUUCAAGAUCUAAAUGCAGUCCCCCCUAUAUUAGAUCUCUUGAAGUCAGAAUAUCCAAUUAUUCAAUUGUUGGCUCUCAAAACCUUAGGUGUUAUUACAAAUGAUAAGGAGGCACGGGCAAUGCUAAGAGACAAUCAAGGAGUGGACCACCUUAUUAAAAUCCUAGAAACUAAGGAAUUGAAUGACCUUCAUAUAGAAGCACUUUCUGUGAUAGCAAAUUGCCUUGAAGAUAUGGAUACUUUGGUGCUCAUUCAGCAGACAGGGGGUCUUAAGAAGCUCCUCUCAUUUGCAGAAAACUCUACAAUUCCUGAUAUUCAGAAGAAUGCAGCAAAAGCAAUAACUAAAGCAGCUUAUGAUCCUGAAAAUAGAAAACUCUUUCACGAACAAGAGGUCGAAAAAUGCCUUGUGGCCCUUUUGGGUUCUGAAAAUGAUGGAACGAAAAUUGCUGCCUCCCAAGCUAUUUCGGUGAUGUGUGAGAAUUCAGGCAGCAAAGAAUUUUUCAAUAAUCAGGGGAUUCCACAGUUAAUUCAGUCGCUCAGGAGUGACAGUGAAGAAGUAAGGGAAGCCGCGGCCCUCGCCCUAGCUAAUCUGACCACAUGCAACACGGCAAAUGCAAAUGCUGCUGCUGAAGCUGAUGGUAUUGAUCCAUUAAUAAACAUCCUGUCCAGUAAACGAGAUGGAGCCAUUUCCAACGCUGCUACAGUAUUAGCGAACAUGGCAAUGCAGGAGCCCCUUCGUGUGAGCAUACAGAACCACGAUGUCAUGCACGCCCUCAUCAGCCCACUCCAUUCUGCAAACACAAUCGUGCAGAGCAAAGCGGCUCUCAUGGUGGCUGCAACCGCAUGCGAUGUUGAGGCCCGGACAGAGUUAAGAAAUUCAGGCGGCCUGGAGCCGCUGGUGGAGCUCCUGCGCUCUAAGAAUGCAGAAGUGAGAAGGCACGCCAGCUGGGCCGUGAUGGUCUGCGCCAACGAUGAGCUGAUGGCUGUUGAAUUAUGCAGGCUUGGGGCUUUAGAUAUCCUUGAAGAAGUUAAUCUAUCAGUAAGUCGAAAAAAUAAAUUCAGUGAGGCAGCUUAUAACAAAUUGCUCAACAACUACCUGUCUCUGAAAUAUAGCCUGACUGGCUAUUUGUCAUCAAGUAACAUAAUUAGUGACGGAUUCUAUGAUUACGGUCAGAUAAAUCCCGGCACCAAACUUUUGCCUUUGAAGGAUCUCUGCUUACAAGAACCAAGUGAUCUACGUGCUGUACUCUUAGUUAACAGUAAAUCUGACGUUUCUCCACCUCCAUCUAUGGAAGAUAAGUCAUCAGAUAUUGGUUAUGGACGGAGUAUUUCUUCCUCAUCUUCUUUAAGAAGAGCAAGCAAAGAAAAGACAAAAACAAAUAGUUUUCAUUUUAGUACUGGAUUUGGAUCUCCCACAGAAGACAAAUCGGAACCUACUUCUGGACGAAAUACUGCUCUUAGCAAAAGCACCACGAAGGAGAAAGGAUCAAGGAAAGGCCGAGGGAAAAAAGAAGAGGAAAAAGUGAAGGAGGAAGAGGAGGUUGCAACAGCCCCAAAAUUGGCUGGAGAAGGGAGCCCCGAUAAAGAAUGGUACCCUCCCUCCGACCCGGACUUCUGUGUUUAUGUAUAUGAAGUGACCAAGUCAAUAUUUCCUAUAACCAAUAUUAAGGAGCAGAUUGAGGCUCUUGCAAAGUAUGUGGCAGAAAAAAUGGGCGGUAAAGUUUCAAAAGAGAAACUACAUGAUUUCAGCUGGGAACUUCAUAUAAGUGAACUAAAAUUUCAACUCAAAUCCAAUGUUAUACCAAUUGGACUGAUCAAAAAAGGAAUCUUCUACCAUCGAGCUUUGCUUUUCAAGGCGCUGGCUGAUAAAAUUGGCAUCGGCUGCUCUCUGGUUCGUGGGGAGUAUGGCAGAGCCUGGAAUGAAGUUAAGUUGAUGAAUGAAUCUCGUAAGGGACUGAUUGGGGCUCUCCCUCCCCCUGAGGUGUAUAUCGUUGACCUCAUGUUCCAUCCAGGCGCGUUGAUGAAGUUAAGAAGUAAAGAGGCAGAUCUUUACAGAUAUCUCUAAGCUAUCAAGUGAACAAAAAGGGGUUCACACAAGAAGUGCAUUAUAUACACUUCUUAAGAAGUUCACCAAUUGAUUUUAUUUCUUUAAAUAAAAGUAUUAGA